AUGCCCCUCCAUGUCAAGCUAUUCUUAAACAGGUCCAUCUUCACUUUGGGUCGUUUAGCUACGAUGACUCCCAAAAUGGGCAACCGGGUAACCGGCCAAAAUUUUUCAAGAAGAGUUUCGAGGUUUUUCGAUGAACCAUCAUCUAUCGUUAUGAACAAACCCCUUCGAGUGAGGUUUCUCUACUAUUCAGAUAAGCAUUUCAUUCCGCUAGAUCGUCUCCCAGAUAUACAAUCUAUACUUGAAUUGAAAAUGGCUACUGAACAACCAAAAUUAGUCUGUCUAGGUAAUCCAUUAUUGGAUCUACAAGCUGAUGUUACCUCCGAAUACCUUGCCAAGUACGAUCUAAAGGCUAAUGAUGCCAUCCUUGUGGAUGCUGCCUCCGGAGAUGCCAAGAUGGCUAUUUUCGACGAAGUCAUUACUUUCAAAGAUGUUAAAUUUGUCGCUGGUGGUGCUGCCCAAAACACUGCUAGAGGUGCCGCUUACGUUUUAGGUAAGGGCCAAGUCGGUUAUUUUGGUUCUGUCGGUGAAGACAAGUUCUCUGCCAUGUUGUUGGAAGAAAAUGACAAGGCCGGUGUUGUAUCCAUGUACCAAGUGCAAAAGGAUAUCGGAACUGGUAAGUGUGCCGCUUUGAUUACCGGUCAUGAUAGAUCUUUAGUCACUGAUUUGGGUGCAGCUAAUCAUUUCAAGCCUGAGCAUUUGGAUAAACACUGGUCUGUCGUGGAAUCUGCUAAAUUGUUUUACAUCGGUGGGUUCCAUUUGACUGUGUCUCCAGAAGCCAUUGUGAAAUUGGGGAAGCAUGCCAAGGAAACUGGUAAACCAUUUGUCAUAAAUCUAAGUGCCCCAUUUAUCCCACAAUUUUUCAAGGCUGCCUUAGAACAAGUCUUACCUUAUGCUACCAUCGUCAUCGGUAACGAAUCUGAAGCUGCUUCCUAUGCUGAAUCUUUCGGCUUAACUUGUGAUAAGGAUGAUUUGGAAUCCAUUGCCAAGCAUAUCGUUGGUGACUCUAAAACUAAAACUGUUAUCUUUACUCAUGGAUUGGAACCAACCGUUGCUGUCUCUGCUAAAGCCACCACCUCCUACGCUGUUAAACCAUUAGCCAAGGAAAACAUUGUUGACACUAAUGGUGCCGGAGAUGCCUUCGCCGGUGGGUUUAUGGCUGGUUUGGCUCAAGAUAAGUCUUUAGAGACCUGUAUCGAUAUGGGUCAAUGGUUGGCCUCCUUAUCUAUUCAAGAAAUUGGCCCAUCUUAUCCUGCCUCUAAGGUGGAAUACCAAGCUUGA
This is a messenger RNA of Naumovozyma castellii, 1278 nucleotides long. RefSeq names its product adenosine kinase (gene ADO1). The record is from RefSeq and is a predicted model, not a curated record. The transcript has a single exon. The coding region runs from base 1 to 1278 and encodes 425 amino acids. Lineage: Eukaryota; Fungi; Ascomycota; Saccharomycetes; Saccharomycetales; Saccharomycetaceae.